CACUGUUGACAACGUAAGCACUCGCCUCGGGCCUGACGCCUAGAAACUCGAACCGUUUACCUCAGGCCAGAAAUAGGUGUAAUAGGGGGGUUCUGGAAAUGAUGCCCAGCCCUUUUUCUUCCUCAGGUUUCUCUGUAACUCUCGAGUCGCCCGGGGCCUGUAAGCUCGGCCGUACUGUACUUUCCCCAUCAGAAAAUCAACAACAGAAAUCAUGCGUUGAAUGGAUAAGUAUCCGUAAAGGGACCGACAUAUUGCCCAGGACAGUUUGGGUUACUAAGAAUCCGGAAUGGAUAGGUAGAAGGAAAGAAGGGAAAAAACACGUGAAAUGACCUCAGGAAAGGUGGGAAAUGGAAUGCUGUCAAUCUCGUUCGUGAACCCUGCCAAACGGACGGGAAGGUACGAUCCCCUAGGUAGGAUAGGGCGCGCGCGCGGCUGCCUUGAACCGUCAUGUCACCUCACCUUUGGAAAGAGUGAGUCCACUUCUGAAAUCAGUUCUUUCCUGUUCGCUCUCAACCACUCUUGCUCUUCGCACGUCCCGUUCGCUCGGGCACAGACGCAGGGCCAUACGGCACGUCCACGUCGCCCGGUUUGGGCCUUCCCCGUUUUCCGUCUCGUUGCGUGUACCAAGCCGUUGGGCUGGCAGGCACGUAUCGAGAUCGAGAGACAGAUGGGAGACAGAACACGACCGAACAGACAAGAGAGGGCACGUCAAGCGCUUAGACUGCUCCGUUUGAAAGAUGCGACCCGCCGCCGGGUGCGAAUGAAUGGCUGGAAGGUAUGGGUACGCGCCGCCGCCCUCUCUCUUUCCCCAAACCCCGAAAUCAAAUCUCCAACUCCCCCUGUUAAAAUGGAAGGACAAAAAAAAUUACAAACCCUCCCCCAAAUAGUAGAGAAGAAGAAAAAAAGCACCAUCCCGCGCCGCCACGGGUCUAGCAUCCCAGGGCUCCGGUGCCAGGAGAGGCUCGACAGGGUCGCAGACGGGGGUACCUUGCCAAAACGAAAUGCACCCUGGAUCGCUGGAAAGGGCACAUCGGCGACCGGUCACCGAGCAUGCAGCACCGACCCAAUUAGAGGCUCCACCGAAGGGAACCUCUCCAGAAGCAGAACACAGCUGCAGGGCAAGCCCCGAAUUUCGAACGUGGUGGUACUGCUGGCUGGUGUGUGUUGGAGUCAUUGGGGGCGGCAGAAUGCGACAGGAGAGAAAUGGGACAAUUGCGAGUGGUUCUUGCACACAACGGUUCUAUUGCGGUGAUUUUGUCAAUUCUUGAGUACGUAUCUGUAGAUAUGGGCUCUACGGUAAGGUGCGACUAGACAGUCUUUGCCUGCGCAGCAUUGGUUUCCCGUUUACAGAUUGCAGAGUACAAACAUAGCCAAGAAUGUACUAUUGUAUCGCGCCAAGAGGAUUCUUUCUA
Messenger RNA from Colletotrichum acutatum, 1412 nucleotides. RefSeq lists its product as uncharacterized. Bases 326 to 1252 code for a protein of 308 amino acids. The record is from RefSeq and is a predicted model, not a curated record. The transcript has a single exon. NCBI's taxonomy places the organism in Eukaryota, Fungi, Ascomycota, Sordariomycetes, Glomerellales, Glomerellaceae.